UUUAUUUAUUUUUGCUAUCCAAAACAACAUGGCAAUCAGCGAGUAGCAGCUAGUAGAUAUUUGUCGCCUUUUCUCUUUCUCUCUCUAAUUAGAGCCAUUUUUCCUUCAUUACUGAGAAAAAGCUUCAAUCUUUCUACAUUUAGCGUCUCUCUUAUUAUUAACGAUACAAAUAAAAUAACAGUCAUAUUGACAGUUUUAAAGUCUUUUUCUUUUUUUGAGGUUAACAAGUUAUGUGCAACAGUCACUAGAGCAUGAAAAUCUUCAAGGGGCUCGACUUGGAGUUCUCUAUCCCAGCUCCACCGUUGUUUAUAGAGAGGUGAAAGAUGGAGCGGAACAGAUCGGAUUUGAGAUUUCAUCACUCUGGAUCAACAGAAUCAGAGGAAUCUGCUUUGGAUUUGGAAAGAAAUUGCUGCAAUCAUGUUAAUCUGCCUUCAUCAAGUCCCUCACCUAUUCAACCCUUUGCAUCUAGUGCUCAGCAUUCUGAGAGCAAUGCUGCCUACUUCUCAUGGCCUACUUCUAGUCGAUUAAUUGACGCAGCAGAAGGUAGAGCAAACUAUUUUGGAAACCUACAGAAAGGGGUGUUGCCAGAAACACUUGGACGGUUACCGUCGGGGCAGCAAGCAACCACCUUGCUUGAGUUAAUGACCAUACGAGCUUUUCACAGUAAAAAACUGCGUAGCUUUAGUCUUGGCACAGCUAUUGGGUUCCGUAUCCGACAGGGCGUUUUGACGGAUAUACCUGCAAUUCUUGUCUUUGUGGCUCGUAAAGUUCACAGGCAAUGGCUUAGCCAGUUUCAAUGCUUACCUGCUGCUCUUGAGGGCCCGGGAGGUGUGUGGUGUGAUGUAGAUGUUGUGGAAUUUUCUUAUUAUGGUGCACCUGCGGCAACUCCCAAAGAACAAUUAUAUACCGAGCUUGUAGAUUGCUUUAGAGGAAGUGAUCCAGUCAUUGGUUCUGGUUCACAGGUUGCCAGCCAAGAGACAUAUGGAACACUGGGUGCUAUUGUGAGGAGCCGAACAGGAAAUCGACAGGUAGGUUUCCUUACAAAUAGGCAUGUUGCUGUUGACUUGGACUACCCAAGUCAGAAGAUGUUUCAUCCUUUACCGCCCAACCUUGGUCCCGGAGUGUACCUUGGUGCUGUAGAGAGGGCAACCUCAUUUAUCACAGAUGACCUUUGGUAUGGAAUCUUUGCCGGCAUAAACCCAGAAACAUUUGUGCGAGCUGAUGGGGCUUUUAUUCCUUUUGCUGAUGAUUUCAAUGUGAACAAGGUAACUACCUCUAUAAAAGGGAUAGGUGAGAUUGGUGAUGUUCAUAUCAUAGAUUUGCAGUCUCCAAUCGGCAGUCUCAUUGGAAGGCAAGUUGUCAAAGUGGGAAGAAGCUCUGGCUUGACCACCGGGACGAUAAUGGCAUAUGCUUUAGAGUACAAUGAUGAGAAAGGAAUCUGUUUCUUUACUGAUUUCCUGGUUGUUGGUGAGAACCAGCAGACUUUUGACCUCGAAGGAGACAGUGGAAGCCUCAUACUAUUAACGGAUCAGAAAGGGGAGAAACCACAUCCUGUUGGGAUCAUUUGGGGUGGGACUGCUAACAGAGGCCGGUUGAAACUCAAAGUCGGCCAACCCCCAGAAAAUUGGACCAGUGGAGUCGAUCUUGGGCGUCUUCUUGAUCUCCUUGAACUUGAUCUCAUCACAACCAGCGAAGGGCUUCAAGCUGCUGUGCAAGAUCAAAGAAAUGCAUCCGCAGGUGGGAUUGAUUCUACAGUUGGGGAGUCUUCUCCUCUGGUUCAGGUUCCAUCUAAGGAUAAGAUUGAAGAGAAUUUGCAACCGAUUAAUUUAAAUAUCCGGCAAGUUUUGGCUGAAGGUGAGUCCUGGCAAGGACUUGUACUACCAAUCAUGCGUACUGAAUAUCGAACAGAAGAUAGGACCGAAGGAGGUCCUAACGUGGAACAUCAAUUUAUUCCCAGUUUCAAUGGAAAGUCUCCGGUUAAUAACCAACGGGAAAACAUGGAAUCUAGAAAUCUUUCAGCAUUAAGGAAUGGAUCAGAUGAGGAGAUCUAUGUCUCGCUGGAGUUAGGUGAGGCUGAACCAAAACGAAGAAAAUAUUCGGAUUCCUUCUGCAGCAUCAAGGACCUGAAGUGAAGGAAUAAUGGGAUAGAGGCAAAAUGCUUGGAAAUAUCAUCCUAUCAAAAUCAGGUCACACAAUUAUUUAUGUUAUUGCUUCCGAUGUGUGUGCCUUCCUUAAUCAUAUAUAUAAAAGAAAACUGUAAGUAUCGGACUGAGGUUUACCUGGGGGAAUUAUGUUAUCUCCCCCAACCCCCCUAAUCAUUGGGUAAAUACAAUGCUAGGUUUACAUGUAUGCAUUAUACUAUAUAAUAAAAUGUUUAGGAAGUGUCGUGGCUA
This is a messenger RNA of Hibiscus syriacus, 2393 nucleotides long. Its product is annotated as protein NARROW LEAF 1-like. The transcript has 6 exons. The record is from RefSeq and is a predicted model, not a curated record. Bases 324 to 2132 code for a protein of 602 amino acids. NCBI's taxonomy places the organism in Eukaryota, Viridiplantae, Streptophyta, Magnoliopsida, Malvales, Malvaceae.